AUGAAACCAGAGAAGUCUUCCUUAUCGAUGGGGAAAGUGAAUGGUGGCAACAGGGUCAGUCGCGAGGAAGAAGAGCUAAAAUUUGGAUGGGGACCCCUGAUUCCAAGGUGUCUGCAAAAGAUAAAUACUAUCCGAUGGUUUGUGGUCUGGCUUUGCCUUUUUGGGUUUGUUGAGGGCGCCGCCGUGAAUGGGAUUGUCAAUAUUGUGCUUACAACAUUGGAGACGAGGUUCAGUCUACCAAGUUCACAGUCAGGACUUAUAGUCAGCGCAACAGAUAUAGGCGCCAUUUUGUUUGUGUUGUUUGUAAGCUAUGCCGGUAGCAAAGGCCAUAGACCAAAGUGGAUUGCCGUUGGUUGUGCCAUCAUGGGCGUUGGAUCAGUGAUAUUUUCUCUAUCACAUUUCAUAGCUGAUCAGUAUGAUUACAGAGCUGUAGGAGAGACGGCUAAUAUCAGCUACGUGUGUGACCCCGCACGUGCGAACACCUGUUUACAGGAUUCAUCAUCAUCAUCUUACCUGUAUUUAUUUAUGCUGGGGCAGGCUAUACACGGAAUAGGUUUCACGCCUAUGUUUACACUGGGGACGGCAUAUGUGGAUGACAACGCAAAAUCCGAGUCUACGGCCGUGCAUCUAGGUAUUAUAUACGCGAUCACAGCUCUCGGUGUAGGUGGAGGGUAUAUCGGUGGUGGACAAUUCCUCACACUGUAUGUUGACUUCAACACCGUAGACAAUGUUGACUUGACCCCCGUAGAUCCGCGGUGGGUUGGAGCUUGGUGGGUUGGGUUUAUUAUCACCGCCGUAUUUUUCUUCAUCUUUACGGUGCCCCUAGCAGGUUAUCCGAAAAAUCUUCCAGGAACAAGUGAAAUACGAGCAGCCAGAGAGACAGACACAGACCAGAAAGCAAAAGAAGAUAAAAGAACAAUUACAGAGAAACUGAUUGAAUUUCCUAAAUCCAUCGUCAGAUUGGUCAGUAUACCAACAUAUACGCUGGUAAUCCUCGGCGCAUGCGCGGAAACCUUGGUUAUUGGUGGUCUCGCUGCUUUUGCUCCUAAAAUUCUAGAAGAAAAGUUUGAUAUACUGCCAUCAGACUCCGGUUUCAUUAUGGGGGCAGUAACUCUACUAGGUGGUGCAGGUGGUAUGGUUCUCGGAGGUGUACUGAUAAAGCGGUUCAAGUUCGGAGUGGUCGGUAUGGUUCGUCUGUGUGUUCUUAUGUCACUGCUGGCCAUUGUUAUUGGUGCGGGGUUCUUCAUUGGAUGUCCAGAGAUAGAGUUUGCUGGCGUCACGACAAGCUAUGGCACAAACAAAGUCAUAGUGUCACCAAAUCUUGAUGCCACAUGUAACACUGGCUGUGAAUGUGAUUCUCAGAAGUUUGAGCCUGUUUGCGGCAGUGACAGUAUACUAUAUUUUACUCCUUGUCAUGCCGGAUGUACCUAUGAUUACGUCAUUGACCCGAAACAUCUUACCAAGAUUUAUAACAACUGCACGUGCGUGUCGGAAAGUAUACAACAGUUAAGUACUUCCGGAUUGACUGGAACAGCACUUACUGGCAAAUGCUCUUCAUCUUGUGACGUCAUAUACCUUUUCGUUUUGCUUCUUUUCAUCGCUAUGCUGAUGACGUUCACAACCGUGACACCAGCGUCCAUGGCGAUAUUGCGAUGCGUACCAGAUGAUUUAAGAGCACUUGGUCUUGGGCUUCAAUGGGUGUGUCUAAGACUUUUGGGAACUAUACCUGGGCCUGUCUUAACUGGAAGUGUUAUAGACAGCGCAUGCGCAUUGUGGCAGGACAUAUGUGGCAGCAGAGGCUCGUGUUGGUUCUAUGAUAGGUUUGAAAUGAGCUGGCGUCUUUUUGCUUGGUGGGUGGCUGUGAAAAUAUUCAGUGCAGUUACAUUCUUUGCGUCCAGCAAACUGCACAAACCUCUCAAAGAGGACACUGACAGCAAAACAACUGACUAUGAUGCUGACAAUGACAUCGACCUCACGGAAAACAAGGAUACAAUGGCGUGCGAAAAUGUUAUACAUGGAUUGGCGCAUAUGUAA
Messenger RNA from Mercenaria mercenaria, 2034 nucleotides. RefSeq names its product solute carrier organic anion transporter family member 4A1-like. The transcript has 14 exons. Gene Ontology annotation, molecular function: protein binding. Gene Ontology annotation, cellular component: membrane. Gene Ontology annotation, biological process: sodium-independent organic anion transport; transmembrane transport. Bases 1 to 2034 code for a protein of 677 amino acids. NCBI's taxonomy places the organism in Eukaryota, Metazoa, Mollusca, Bivalvia, Venerida, Veneridae. The record is from RefSeq and is a predicted model, not a curated record.